AAUAGCGAAUAUUACCAGAAAAAAAGAAAGAGAGAGAAAAUGCGAGCUAGAGAGAGAGAGAGAGGGGAAGAGAGGGAGAGUGAGUGACAGAGCAUGUUUUGAUUUACAGAGAGAUUCGAACGAUUAGAUUUUACACAAGAGCUUCGACGGACGGCGAUUCAAAGAAAGGAGAAUUUCAGUGCUCGAAUUUACAGCUCAUUUAAAUGUUGGAAGCUCCUUCGUUUCUGAUCUGCCGGGAGUUUCCAAGCUCCUGUGAGCAAGAGACCAUGUGGAUUCAUAAUACUUUCUGUGUACUUGAGCUCUCGAAGAAUAAGCGGCCAUCUGAAGGAGAAGAUCUCAGCUCUAGGAAGAUGCUGAAGACAUUAGAAUUCCACGGGAGAGAGAAACCAUCGGAAGAUCAAGAUUAUCUCUCUGUUGUGCCAAAUGAAAAUGAUAACCACCAUUAUGCAGGGGAUCAAUCAGAAUCCAGUGUACUUUUUAACCAACUUGGUCGAGAUGUCUCCAUUAACUGCCUCCUCCACUGCUCCAGAUCUGAUUACGGGGCUAUUGCGUCAUUGAAUCAAGGCUUCCGGUCCCUCAUUCGGAGUGGUGAGCUGUACAGGUUGAGGCGGAAAAUGGGAAUUGUUGAGCACUGGGUUUACUUCUCUUGCAACCUCCUGGAAUGGGAGGCUUUUGAUCCAAUUCGCCGCCGAUGGAUGCAGUUGCCCAAAAUGACUUCUAAUGAAUGUUUCAUGUGUUCAGACAAAGAGUCAUUGGCAGUUGGUAUGGAACUUCUUGUUUUUGGAAAGGAAAUAAUGGCCCCAGUUAUCUACAAAUAUAGCAUUUUGACGAACACGUGGUCCUCAGGUAUAAAUAUGAAUACUCCAAGAUGCUUAUUUGGUUCUGCCAGUCUAGGAGAAAUUGCGAUUCUUGCUGGCGGUUGUGAUCCAUGGGGCAAUAUUUUGAGCUCAGCAGAGCUUUACAAUGCUGACACUGGCUUGUGGGUGAAUCUUCCAAACAUGAAUAAACCAAGGAAAAUGUGUUCUGGAGUGUUUAUGGAAGGGAAAUUUUACGUGAUUGGUGGGAUCGGGGAAGGCAAUUCAAAGAUGCUUACAUGUGGUGAGGUUUAUGAUCUUAAGACAAGGAUGUGGCACGUGAUACCUAACAUGUUCCCCGGACGAAAUGGAGAGGCUGGGUCCACUGAAUCCUCUACUGCUGCUGAGGCACCUCCUUUGGUUGCCGUAGUAAAUAAUGAUCUCUAUGGAGCUGAUUAUGCACAAAAGGAGGUCCGGAGAUACAUCAAAGAACAGAAUGUCUGGGUCACAUUAGGAAGAUUGCCUGAGCGAGCGUUUUCAAUGAAUGGGUGGGGGCUUGCUUUUAAGGCAUGUGGAGAUCGGCUAAUUGUUCUAGGUGGACCGAGAACCUUAGGCGGAGGGAUGAUCGAGGUUAACUCUUGGAUUCCGAGUGACGGUGCUCCUCAGUGGAACCUACUUGCUAGCAAACCCUUAGGCAGCUUUGUGUAUAACUGUGCUGUCAUGGGAUGCUGAGGUGUCUAGUUUUGCGGAUGCCGUGGAAUCCUUCCUGUUGGGAUCAUCAACAACGGGGUCUAAAUGAAUUGAUGACCUGAAUAGGGGGUAAUCUCGACCUUCCUUUUGGGGAAAAUUCAGCAUUUAACGUCGAUCCAUAAAUACAAUUUAGAACAAAUUCCAGGGUUUUUUUCUUCCCUUUGAUUUUAUUUGUCUCUGUGGUUUCUUCCCCCCACCUUCCAACAAGCUUCUUGACUUCUUGUCUGAGAGUCUUCCUUUUGUUUGGUAUUUGAGAACUUUAAAGUCCCAUUUGUAGAACAAUUACUGGUGAAUAAUGAAAGCCCUGUACAAGUUUAGUUUGUUUUGAGUA
Tripterygium wilfordii is the source of this 1875-nucleotide messenger RNA. Its product is annotated as F-box/kelch-repeat protein At1g74510-like. The transcript has 2 exons. Lineage: Eukaryota; Viridiplantae; Streptophyta; Magnoliopsida; Celastrales; Celastraceae. Gene Ontology annotation, molecular function: protein binding. Bases 204 to 1526 code for a protein of 440 amino acids. The record is from RefSeq and is a predicted model, not a curated record. Gene Ontology annotation, cellular component: nucleus.